AUGGCUGCUUUCCUUAAUCUUAUGGUCAACAUGGUGCGAAAAAAUACAGGCGCAGCAACUGUAGGUUUUUUCGCUGCAACAACAUCAAGUUCAAGAGCAGGCGCAGCCGCAGGUUCUGUCGCUACAACAUUAGCGAUUGCAGAUCCAGGCACUUUAGCAACAACAAGUGUCGCCGGUGCAACAUCAGCAAGUUCUAUUGCAGGUGCAAUCACAUCAAGUUAUGUCGCCACAGCAUCAGCAAGUUUUGUUGCAGGCACAAUCACAGCAAGUUUUGUCGCAGCACCAUCAGCAAGUUCAGAUGCAGGUGUUGCAACAGUUGCAGUUACAGCAGGUGAACCGGCACAAUGCUUCAUCUCUGAUGUUCCAAAAGAAGCAAUAGCAGACCAACAGGUUGCAGUUUCUAAUGAUGGCUUCCAAAAUCUGCGAUGUAACAGUAGUGCUGAAUUGGUCAAUAAUACAACAGAUUCCAUGCCGGUUAAGCAAAAGUCUAAUCAUGCCUGGCUUUAUGACAAGAGACGUUCUACCAGUAGAAGAAGCAAGCGGAAUAAAGGGAAGUCAAUACCGCGUGGUUUUCACUUUGCAGAAAGGGUCAAUGACGGUCACUAUUACGUGGCAUUGAUUUUGAUGGUGGCGACAAAGCAUUCUGCAAGAGAUCAGUCGAAGAUGCUUACACCUUCCGUUAUGCGGCCUAGCAGAAUCAAGGCAUUUGGGGCCGAGGUUGUCGUUGCUAAGUUUAGUAGUGAUUCGGCUAAGAUCAAUAAUGAUGUGAUCAUUCAGGGUGCAGCUGACCAAGAGAAAGAAUCUGCUGUUGCAGGGUCAAAGGGCGAUGAUAAGGCCGGCGACGAUCAAGAAAGUUCUGUUGCAUAUGCUAGUAAGUUGUUGACGAUUAAUGAAGAAGUUGAAACUAUCAGUGCAACAUCAAGCUCUCAGGUUCGGAAUGAUAAUGGGGGCCAGAAUAGCGGUUCUCAUGCACAUGAGGGGAUUGGUUUGCAAAAGAAGCCUACUUUGGUUUGGAUUAGAAAGAUUCCCAGAUGGACAGUGAGUUCAAAGGUGCCACCAGUCAGUAUGGUUAAUAAUCCUUUAUAUCAUGCCAUAUUCCAAACAUCUGCAACAGAUACUCCGUUGCAGAAUCUCAGAGAGGGACCAGGGAAUUUUACUUUUGAUGGAUGUCAGUUGCCUCCAUUGUCUCCUCAAUAUGGCGCACCAGUGAUGAUGCUUGGAACGUCAUGGAGACAACAAUUACCUUAUCAAAGAUUCCAGGCACCGUGGCCGGUGACUCCAGGAAUGCAGCAGGUGGGAAAUGCAACAAAUAAUACUGUUGGAAGGAAUGCCCAAGAGGCAAAUCAAUUUCAGUUGCAAAAUGUUGCAUUUCCACAGCAGGUUUUACCAAUGCAACAUCGAAAAGGAUCAGCGGUGAUCCCAUCACAACUGAGUGGACAAGAAGGUGCGCCUAGGCUAACGCACAUACCACAGGGAACAUCAGAAAUAGCUACAAAUUUGGAUGAUUCACACGUACCUCAAGGCUUUGGUAUUGUGGUUCCUGAUCCGCAAAUUGUUCCACCUCAUCAAUCAUUGGAAGAAAAUAGAGAGGAACAACAGUGGAUGGAGGAUACCACACGGUUGUCAAUCGUUGAUCUUUCAGAAAUUCGACAGAAGUUUGGAGAAACUGUGAAAGCUUAUUUGAUACGCUUUCGUCAAAUGUAUGCUAAGAUAUCGGAUAAGUAUGACGAACCAACUAUUGUCAAGAUGGCAAUUGCUGGGAUUCAGGAUUACAAAGUCAAGUUGGCCAUCGCACUGCAUUCUAUUCGAUCUUUAAAUCAUUUGGCAGAUAUUGUAAGGAGAUGUGAGAAAGUCAUUAAAGAUAAAAGGGAGAAGGACCCGAGAAAGACGAAGCAAUGGUUCAACAAAGCCCCAAUAGCGGAAGUGAAUCAGAAUCAAUGGGUUCAUGAUGAGGACGAUGAUGAAUACGAGGUUAAUGCCGCUGAAAUCGUCAAUGUCCGUAACUACACAUGUGACGCAUCACGUCGCCCUACAGUUCCACAUUCUUAG
Messenger RNA from Oldenlandia corymbosa var. corymbosa, 2049 nucleotides. Lineage: Eukaryota; Viridiplantae; Streptophyta; Magnoliopsida; Gentianales; Rubiaceae. The record is from the annotation of a GenBank genome assembly.